Vicia villosa (hairy vetch) is the source of this 933-nucleotide messenger RNA. RefSeq names its product NAD(P)H dehydrogenase (quinone) FQR1-like. The coding region runs from base 132 to 743 and encodes 203 amino acids. Lineage: Eukaryota; Viridiplantae; Streptophyta; Magnoliopsida; Fabales; Fabaceae. The record is from RefSeq and is a predicted model, not a curated record. Gene Ontology annotation, molecular function: FMN binding; NAD(P)H dehydrogenase (quinone) activity. The transcript has 4 exons.
AAUAGCUUGUCACAUUAAGGGGUACUAUUAUCAUAAGAAUGAAUUAUGUUUCUAUAAAAAGAGUAACCUAGGACGUUUGAUUUCAUUCACCAACUCAUUCUCCAUUGAGACAAGCCCUGCAAAUUAAAUCAAUGGCCACUAAAGUUUACAUUAUUUACCAUACUGUGUAUGGACAUGUUGAGAAGCUAGCUGAAGAGAUUCUAAAGGGAGCUUCAUCCGUAGAAGGUAUCGAAGCAAAACUUUGGCAGGUGCCUGAAAUAUUGUCUGAAGAGGUACUUAGGAAGAUGAAAGCACCACCAAGGAGUGAAGUUCCGGAUAUUUCACCAAAACAGCUUACGGAAGCUGAUGGAUUUUUGUUUGGUUUUCCAGCAAGAUAUGGACUGAUGUCUGCUCAAUUCAAAUUUUUUUUGGAUGCAACUGGAAGUUUAUGGAACAAACAAGCACUUGCAGGGAAGCCGGCAGGCUUCUUUUUCUCCACUGCUUCUCAAGGAAGUGGCCAAGAGGAAACAGCGUUUACAUCAAUUACUCAGCUUGUUCACCAUGGAAUGCUUUAUGUGCCAAUUGGUUACACAUUUGGUGCUGGAAUGUAUGAGAUAGAGAAGGUGAAGGGUGGAUCACCAUAUGGUUCAGGAACUUUUGGGGAGCAUGAUGUAGGAGAACCUAGUGAGUUGGAAUUGGCUCAAGCUUUCCAUCAAGGCAAGUACUUUGCUGGAAUUGCCAAGAAGCUCAAGGGAUCACAAUAAUUCUUAUAACAUGUUUGUAACAUAAGGUGGGAAAAAAGUUUGAGAAUAAUUUAAUUUAUGUAGUCUUGUUGAAUGGAGUGUUGUGCUUAGUUAUUGUUACAACAAAGAAUUUGGUUACUGCUAUAAAUCUCAAUGAGUUUAGUUUUUGUGUGUUUAGAAAUAUACAAUGAGUAGAGCCAAGUUUUUAUAA